AUGUACGCGGCGGCGGGCGGCGCGUCGCUCGCGGGCCGUAAGGCCCGGCAGCACGGCCGCCAGCCCGCGCCGCUGAGCCCGCGCGCGCGCAGUCCCGUCCACCCCGCGCCCACCGGCGUCCGCGCCUUCUCCUGCCAGCACUGGGAGUCACGCCUUCUCGCGCCCCCGCUACCUCCGCACUCCGCCCUACACUCCGAGCCACACUCACCAUGCGAUAUCGUCGAGUGCGCAGCAGGGCGCGCCGCGUGGCAGGAGGCGGCGGCCGUCUCGGUGGGCGGCGGUGUCGGCGGCGCGGGCGGCGCUGCUCGCCGCUGCUCGGUCCUCGGCGACCACCCCGGUGCCAGGCGCGACCCGCGCUCCAAGUGGCACCGCACCAACCGGGUUCGGGACGCUUCUUAUGGUUCUUCGUCAGAAUCAGAUGGGGAAGCGGAGGGCGCGAGUGGGGAGCCGUGGGGAGUUGCAAGACUGCUAUACGCCGGCCUAGCAACACUUGCUGUCGGCCUCGUCGUCUACUUUGUUGGCACCGGCGACAAGGGUUUCAAGACUCCUGCACUUCGACUGGUGGGUCCGUCGCUCAUCGUAGCCGGGCUCGCUUGUUGUCUGCUACGUAUUAUGUUUUGCAUAUUUGCGAAACCUUGUUGUCGACGACGGACCAACUACAAGGAGAACAGAAGACUGUCGGGUGGCGGGGAGGGCGAGGAAAUGCCGUUGGCUGCGGGUACGAGUGGGCCUCGAGCUGGCCCCGCACAGUGUUCGCCGGCGAGGCGGCUCGACGCCUCCUCGUGCGACGUGUCCAGCCUGUCCAGCGGCGAAGAAGACGAGCGCAUGCGUCGGUACCGCACCGCAACCGCUCAGCCGCAGGCCAUCAUCGUGCAACAGGCAAGUACGCAUUCACGAGCACUAAAACCGCUUGCGGUCAGUUCGGCGAAUGCGGUUUCUCCAACAGCUGUUCCAAGUACUUCGAAUCCUGGCGGGCGCCGCCCCCCACCACGGAACGUAUCCUUCGCCGGCGGUCCCGACGGCGAAAUCGUACUCAGCCCCGCGCAGCUGCGCUCCUAA
Messenger RNA from Parnassius mnemosyne (clouded apollo), 1059 nucleotides. Lineage: Eukaryota; Metazoa; Arthropoda; Insecta; Lepidoptera; Papilionidae. The record is from the annotation of a GenBank genome assembly.